This is a messenger RNA of Malania oleifera, 1642 nucleotides long. RefSeq names its product probable protein phosphatase 2C 34. The transcript is spliced from 6 exons. Bases 353 to 1468 code for a protein of 371 amino acids. Gene Ontology annotation, biological process: protein dephosphorylation. Lineage: Eukaryota; Viridiplantae; Streptophyta; Magnoliopsida; Santalales; Ximeniaceae. The record is from RefSeq and is a predicted model, not a curated record. Gene Ontology annotation, molecular function: protein serine/threonine phosphatase activity.
UAAUAAAGCAGCUUGGGUAGUGACAGAACUGACAUAGCUACUCGUACAGGGUCGUCUCGUACAAAGGCCGCCUCAGUUGUCAAUUCUGUUUUCAUUUGUUUUCUUCCGCGGAGAUAGACCAAAGGAAAAUGGAGUUUGAUCCUCAUCAAACUUUUCUAUAUUCCAAUCUCAGCUUGGGUCGUUGGAGCAUCGCCGGGAUUUGGCCGCGGAGAUUUGUUUGCCGGCGGCGCAGUCAGGUUUCGGCUCUCUAACUGCUCAUCCCUCCGACCAGAAUUGACUGUAAAAGUUUUUAGAUCAAUAGCCAAGGAAGGAGCUAGAGCUUAUUCUUGUGGAUAUUUGAAUUGCAGAAGCGAUGGGUCAUCUAUCGUCCAUGUUCAAUGGGCUGGCAAGGUCAUUUUCGAUCUGCAAAGAAAGUAAUUAUUCUGAGAACUGUGGUGGAAGAGAAGCUGCAGACGCAAUGGUGAAGGAAGCCCGGAAGAAUGACUUGAUAUUGCGCUCUUGUGGUGUUGUUAAUGCUGAUGGGUCGAAGAAUUUCGCAUCAGUUUUCUCGAAGAGAGGUGAAAAAGGUGUGAACCAGGAUUGCUUCAUUGUGUGGGAGGAAUUUGGAUGUCAAGAGGAUAUGAUAUUUUGUGGGGUUUUUGAUGGGCAUGGGCCAUGGGGACAUUAUGUGGCGAAAAAGGUCCGAGAAUCGAUGCCUUUGUCUUUGCUGUGCAACUGGCAGGAGGCUCUUGCUCAGACUUCACUUGACCCGGAAUUCGACUUGGAAUCAGAUAAAAAGCUUCACCCAUCUAAUAUCUGGAAGCAUUCAUACAUGAAGACUUGUGCAGCAAUUGAUCAGGAGCUUGAGCAGGAUCAUGGGAUCGAUUCAUUCUACAGUGGAACCACUGGUCUGACAAUUGUCAAACAGGGUGAACUCAUUGUUGUAGCAAAUGUUGGCGACUCCCGUGCUGUACUGGCCACCACUUCUGACGAUGGUGGCUUGGUACCAGUCCAGCUCACUGUUGAUUUCAAGCCAAAUCUACCUCAGGAAGCUGAGCGGAUAGCCCAGAACAAUGGGCGGGUCUUCUGCCUAGAUGAUGAGCCAGGGGUGCACCGAGUCUGGCUACCCGAUGGGGAAACUCCAGGACUAGCAAUGUCUAGAGCAUUUGGAGACUACUCUGUGAAGAAUUUUGGACUUAUUUCUGCACCAGAAGUGACCCAGUGGAAUAAAACAGGCAGAGACAAAUUCAUUGUGUUGGCGACAGAUGGGGUGUGGGAUGUUGUAUCAAAUCAGGAAGCUGUGCAGAUUGUGUCUUCUACACCAGACAGGGCAAAGUCGGCAAAACGACUGGUUGAGUACGCUGUCCGUGCAUGGAGACUCAAGAGGCGGGGAAUCGCAAUGGAUGAUAUUUCAGCCAUUUGUCUCUUCUUCGACUCUCCCCCUUUACCCCAGCAGUUUGAAACUUUUGCUGUGCAGAAGCAUUCAUGAAAAAGAGCAAGGGUAAUUGUUCAUUUUCUUUCUUUGUAACACAUUAUAUUUUUGUUUCGAUGUAGUUGCUGAUAUCACGUCCUGUUUUCGCCAGUUCACGAUUUUUCUCUGUUCUGGCACAAGGUAUAAUAUAAGUAAAAUCACAACCACAAAAAAAGUAUUGUAUGGAAGAAA